Danio aesculapii is the source of this 2553-nucleotide messenger RNA. RefSeq names its product extracellular calcium-sensing receptor. NCBI's taxonomy places the organism in Eukaryota, Metazoa, Chordata, Actinopteri, Cypriniformes, Danionidae. The record is from RefSeq and is a predicted model, not a curated record. Gene Ontology annotation, biological process: G protein-coupled receptor signaling pathway. Gene Ontology annotation, molecular function: G protein-coupled receptor activity. The coding region runs from base 1 to 2553 and encodes 850 amino acids. Gene Ontology annotation, cellular component: membrane. The transcript is spliced from 6 exons.
AUGGAGCCAUUUUUUGCACUCAUACAUGUGGUUAUGACCAUCAUUACUUUUACCAAGGCUAAUGAAACGGCCUGUACUCUGCAAGGACAGCCUGUAUACCCACAGUUAUGGAAAGAUGGAGACAUCAUAAUUGGAGGUGUUUUCUCCUUCCAUAGCAGCUGGGAGAUCAGACAACUUACAUAUUCUGUUACACCACCACCGCUGAAGUGCAUCAGCCUAAAUUAUAGAGACUUUCAGUAUGUUCAGUCCAUGCUUUUUGCUGUGGAGGAAAUCAAUAACAGUUCCACUCUGAUACCUGGGGUCUCAUUAGGCUACAGGAUAUAUGAUACAUGUGGUUCAAUGGCAAUGGCUGUCAGAGUGACUAUGGCUCUUGUUAAUGCACAUGAGAACACAACGUCCGAUGGACCCUGCACAAAGCAGGCAUAUGUACAAACCAUACUAGGAGACACAACCUCAUCGGCAUGCAUGGCGAUGGCAAAAACUAUUGGACCAUUCAACUUUCCCAUGAUCAGUCACUAUGCCACCUGUGAAUGUCUCAGUGACAAAGUCAAAUACCCCUCAUUUCUUCGAACUAUUACAAGCGAUUACUACCAGAGCAGAGCACUGGCAGAACUAGUAAGACACUUUGGCUGGACCUGGGUGGGAGCUAUAAGAACAGAUGAUGAUUAUGGUAAUAAUGGGAUGGCCACUUUCACCAAAGUGGCUGAACAGAUGGGAAUUUGUUUGGAAUAUUCUCUCCCGUUUUUCAGAACAUAUGCUGAAGAUAAAGUAAUGAGGAUAAUUGAACAGAUAAAAAGUUCAACCUCACGAGUGAUUGUGGCAUUUCUUGUGCACUGGGACUUGGAAAUUCUGCUACAUAAAUUUGUUGAAUAUAAUAUCACUGGAUACCAGUGGGUAGGUACAGAGGGAUGGAUCUCUGAUUCAGUCAUUGCCACUAUGGACACACAUCACAUUUUACAAGGAGCUGUUGGUCUAGCAAUACCCAAAACAGAAGUGACAGGUCUAAAGGAAUAUAUUUUAAACAUUAAAAAACUGAAAUCCUCAGGAAGAGCCAUAUUUUCAGAGCUCUGGGAAUCACUGUAUCAGUGUAAAUACUCCAACAAGGAUGAUUCAGUGUCUAUGAAUGCAUGCACAGGCAAUGAAGAACUGUCCCAGAUGCAAAACAGUUUUACCGAUAUGUCACUCAUGCCUAUAUUCAGCAAUGUGUACAAAGGAGUGUAUGCUAUUGCUCAUACUCUUCACAAACUUUUGGGCUGCAAGGAAAAAUGUGCCUCAAAGAAACAGCUUGAUCCUAUAACUUUUCUGAAGCACCUGCGAAAGGUACAUUUCAAAACCAAAGAUGGUGAGGAUAUAUACUUUGAUGAGAAUGGUGAGGCAGUUGCACGAUAUGAGGUAAUAAAUUGGCAACCGAGUAACGAAAAACACGAUCAAUUUGUCACUGUUGGGCUUUACGAUGCUUCUCUUCCUGUGAAAGAUCGUUUGGCAGUUAAUGUGGAUUCAAUAGUAUGGUCAAAUAAUGCAACAAAGGUCCCAAAAUCUGUGUGCAGUGAGAGCUGCUCACCUGGCACUAGAAAAGCAAUUAAAAAAGGAAAGUUUAUAUGUUGUUACGACUGCAUAUCUUGUGCAGAUGGAGAGAUCAGUAACACUACAGAUUCAGUAGCAUGUCUGCGGUGCCAUCAAGAAUUUUGGUCAAAUCUGCAAAAGGAUGUAUGUGUUGAGAAGGAGACUGAAUUUUUGUCUUUUAAAGAGAUCAUGGGAAUCUUGCUUACAACGAUUUCCAUUGUUGGUGCAUUUGUAACAAUGAUAAUUGCAAUCAUAUUCUUCAGGUAUAAAAAUACCCCAAUAGUGAAAGCCAACAAUUCUGAAUUGAGCUUCUUGCUCCUGUUUUCGCUUAUGUGUUGUUUUCUCUGUUCACUCACUUUCAUUGGUCAGCCUACUGAGUGGUCCUGUAUGUUGCGUCACACAGCGUUUGGGAUCACUUUUGUCCUCUGUAUCUCCUGUGUUCUGGGGAAAACAAUAGUGGUGUUAAUGGCCUUCAAAGCUACACUUCCAGCAAGUAAUGUCAUGAAAUGGUUUGGACCUCCUCAACAGCGACUCAGUGUUCUUGGGUUCACAUUCAUACAAGUGCUUAUUUGUGUGCUUUGGUUAACAAUUUCUCCACCAUUUCCCUUUAAAAAUUUUAAUUACUUUAAGGAAAAGAUCAUUUUAGAAUGUCAUGUAGGUUCAUCAAUAGGGUUCUGGGCUGUUCUGGGUUACAUAGGAUUUCUAGCUCUUUUGUGUUUCAUUUUGGCUUUUCUGGCACGUAAAUUGCCGGAUAAAUUUAAUGAGGCCAAAUUCAUUACAUUCAGUAUGCUCAUAUUCUGUGCUGUAUGGAUUGGUUUUAUUCCAGCUUAUGUAAGCCCGCCUGGGAAGUUUACUGUGGCAGUAGAGAUAUUUGCGAUUUUAGCUUCAAGUUUUGGUUUACUAUUCUGCAUUUUUCUCCCAAAAUGCUAUGUGAUUUUAUUUAAACCGGAAAAGAAUUCCAAAAAGCACUUAAUGGGCAAAUUAACUUAA